CGCUCCCUCUUCCGGCGGCUCUGCGUCCGCGCGUCCGGCCCGCGAGCCUGGCGUUUGGAAUCGUCGCGGCGAAGACUAUGCGGCGCCCGAACAUCCUGCUCACCGGUACACCAGGGGUUGGAAAAACCACACUAGGCAAAGAACUUGCCUCAAGAUCAGGACUGAAGUAUAUUAGUGUGGGUGAUUUAGCUCGAGAAGGGGAGUUAUAUGAUGGCUAUGAUGAAGAGUAUGAUUGUCCCAUUUUAGAUGAAGAUAGAGUAGUCGAUGAAUUAGAAAAUGAGAUGAGAGAUGGUGGUGUUAUUGUUGAUUACCAUGGCUGUGAUUUCUUCCCUGAACGCUGGUUUCAUAUAGUUUUUGUGUUGAGAACAGAUAACAGUGUUUUGUACAAAAGACUUGAAACAAGGGGUUAUAAUGAGAAGAAACUGCAAGACAAUAUUCAGUGUGAGAUUUUUCAAGUUCUUUAUGAAGAAGCCAUAGCAUCCUACAAAGAAGAAAUUGUGCAUCAGCUGCCCAGCAAUAACCCAGAAGAGCUAGAGGAUAAUAUAAAUAAGAUUUUGAAAUGGAUUGAGCAGUGGGUGAAAGAUCAUAACUCUUAACUACUACUGGCAGGCCAUAUUAGUCACUCACGUUAAUAUCUCUCUCACUACUUCAUAGAAAUCACCCAAGUAAUCAGUACAACAAUCUUAUUAAAUCUGUGUUACAGGUCUAGCAGAUGGAUAACAUAAAAACUAUGUCCGGGUUUUUCUCCAUGAGAAAGCUGAACAACCUCAAAAGUAAUGAACAUAAUAUUGGCUUGAUAAUAAAACGUAUUAUUUAAUAUUUA
This is a messenger RNA of Dipodomys spectabilis (banner-tailed kangaroo rat), 823 nucleotides long. RefSeq names its product adenylate kinase 6 (gene Ak6). Bases 78 to 596 code for a protein of 172 amino acids. Lineage: Eukaryota; Metazoa; Chordata; Mammalia; Rodentia; Heteromyidae. Gene Ontology annotation, cellular component: nucleus; cytoplasm. The record is from RefSeq and is a predicted model, not a curated record. Gene Ontology annotation, molecular function: ATP binding; ATP hydrolysis activity; AMP kinase activity. The transcript has 5 exons.